AUGAGUUGAAGUUUUGUAUCUGUCAUAAAAGCGCUAACCUAAAAUCUUCGUUACAAAGCAUUUCUUGUUUUUCGCGAAAAUAACGCAAAAUGGAGUGUUUAAUUGGGAUUCAAUUUAAAGAUUAUGUUCUUAUUGCUGCCGAUAAAACCAACGCUCAUAGCAUUAUUGUUAUGAAGACAGAUGAAAACAAAUUGUAUAAACUGUCAAACAAGUUGGUUAUGGCUGUAUCUGGCGAAUCUGGUGAUACCACUCAGUUUGCCGAGUAUAUUUCCAAAAAUAUUCAGCUUUAUAAAAUGAGAAAUACUUAUGAGUUGAGUCCACUUGAAGCUGCUAACUUUACAAGGAGAAAUCUUGCAGAUGCUUUACGUAGUAGAUCCCCAUAUCAUGUAAAUCUACUUUUGGCUGGUUACGAUGAAAUCCGGGGCCCCCAGCUAUACUACAUGGAUUAUUUGGCAUCCAUGGCUAAAGUAAAGUAUGCUGCUCAUGGUUAUGGUGGUUAUUUCUCACUUUCCAUCAUGGACCGUAAUUAUUUAGAAAAUCUGUCUUUGGAACAGGGUUACGAUGUUAUGAAGAAAUGUGUACAAGAAGUACACAAAAGGCUUGCAAUUAACUUGCCAAACUUUAAGGUGCAAGUUAUUGAUAAGAAUGGUAUAAGGGAUUUGGAAGAUAUUACAAUGGAGAGUUUGAAAGCUUGAUUUUUUUAUGUAAUGUAAGGUUUUACUAAGUUAAAUACAAAUAUUUCUUAAUA
This is a messenger RNA of Brassicogethes aeneus, 748 nucleotides long. NCBI's taxonomy places the organism in Eukaryota, Metazoa, Arthropoda, Insecta, Coleoptera, Nitidulidae. The record is from the annotation of a GenBank genome assembly.